ACUGUCCAAGUCUUCCUUCUAAGUCGCCACCUAACAUUCAAUGUAGCUUCCCACAUAUUUCCAAAGAAUUACGCAUGUUGAAGGUUUUCCAUACGCGGUGAGACUCACUGUACUAGUCUUCUUAUCUGUUUCACCUAACAUCAGUGGACCUAUCGGCUUGAAUUAUUAGUAAAGGACAAACAAAGGAAACAAGCUAGGAAGCUUCCCACAUCAUGUUAAUGGUAUUGCCAAAGAGUUAAAUCGGCUCCAAUUGACACAAUAAAGCUGAAUGCUCUGAGCUACAUAAACACACACAGCAUAUCAUCGAAACUCUUCUUUCUUUGUUGUUUGCAAGAAAAAGAACUUUCCCCUUGUUUUUUCAAUUCCUUAAUCUCUAGUAUACCAAAAAACCCUAUGGCUGCAGAAGUAGUAGGAGGAGCUUUACUCUCUGCGUUCCUUCAGGUGGUGUUUGACAAGAUGGAUUCCAAGGAUGUCCUCAACAUCAUCCGGAGAAAGAAACUCAAUAACAGGCUGCUCGAGAAGUUGAACAUUAAGUUGCUGUCAGCUGAGUCGGUGCUGAAUGAUGCUGAGGAGAAGCAAAUAAAAAACCAAACUGUGAGGAAGUGGCUUGCUAAGCUCGAGGAAGUAAUCUAUGAUGCAGACAACUUGGUGGACGAGAUCAAUACUGAAGCUUUGCGAUGUGAGAUUGAAGGUGAAUCUGAAAACACCUCACAACAGGUACUGAAAUUCAUCUCAACUCCAUUUACUGCAUUUAACAAACGGGAUGUCGAGUCGAAGAUGGAGGAAAUCCUUGAUAGAUUGGAUUUUAUUUUACAACAAAAGGAUUUCCUUGGCCUCAAAGUAGGUGUUCAAAACAAACCUCCACGGAGAACACCUGCAACUUCUGUAGUAGAAGAAUCUGCUGUGUAUGGCAGGAAUGAUGACAAAAAUGCCAUCCUUGAUUUGUUGCUAUCAGAUGAAGUUGGUGGCAAUAAGAUUUCGGUGAUUCCCAUAGUGGGUAUGGGCGGGAUUGGCAAGACCACCCUUGCUCAGCUCAUUUACAAUAGUGACGAUGUAAUGAACCAUUUUGAGAUCAAAGCAUGGGCUUGCGUCUCAGAUGAUUUUGAUGUUUUUAGAACCACAAAAAUGAUUUUUGACUCGAUUACAUCUCAAACAUGUAAUACUACAGACUUCAAUCAACUUCAAGAAAACUUAAAGCAGAAGUUGGUGAAAAAGAAAUUUCUCUUUGUUUUAGAUGAUGUUUGGAAUGAGAAUUAUAUUGAGUGGGAUAAGUUGAAAAGUCCUUUUGAAUUUGGAGCAUGUGGAAGUAAAAUCAUUGUGACAACACGCAGUGACAGAGUUGCAAAUAUGGUGCGAAAUGUUCCGAGUUAUACGCUAAAACAAAUGUCUGAAAAUGACUGUUGGUCGUUAUUCGUAAAGCAUGCCUUUGGUAAUAUAGAGCCAGGUGCACAUCCCGAUUUGGUAGACAUUGGUAGAAAAAUUGUUAGAAAGUGUCAAGGUCUUCCAUUGGCCGUAAAAUGCCUUGGUGGUCUCUUGCGUAAUGAAGAAAAUCCACAAGUAUCGGAGAGAAUUCUAAAGAAUGACAUAUGGGAGUCAUCUCAAAAGGAACUUGACAUUCUUCUAUCCCUUUGGUUGAGCUAUUAUUAUCUGCCUCAACAUCUUAAAAGAUGUUUUGCUUACUGCUCAAUUUUUCCAAAGGAUUAUUUCUUUGAGAAAGAAUAUCUAAUUUUACUGUGGAUGGGAGAAAAUCUUUUGGAGCCCCUUAAAAAUAAGACUGCAGAAGAAGUUGGAGAGGAAUACUUCAACGAUCUGCUCUCAAGGUCAUUGUUUCAGGGCACUGAGGAGGGCUUGUUUACUUUGCAUGACCUUGUCAAUGAUUUGGCUAUGUUUGUAUCCGGUGACUCUUGUUUUAGGUUGGAUAACAAUGUCUCAGAAGUUGCAAGAAAGAGUACUCGUCAUUUGUCAGGUUUACAAUAUGAACCCCAUUAUAUCAAGAAUUUGAAUUUUGAGGAUUUAUGUAAUAAGAAGAUAUUGCGCACUCUGAUAUUGAAAGAUAUUUAUCCAUCUGGAUACGUGAUAGAUAUUCUUGAAAAGUUGCAAUCAAUGCAGUACUUGAGAGUGCUUGAUGUAUGUGGACUUGAUCAUAUGAUGGAAAGUCCUCGCAUGACAAAGGUGCUCAACUCAAUUGCCAGUUUGAAGCUCUUAAGACAUCUGAGGUUCGUUUGUGUUGGAAUUGAAGAAAUUCCUGAUUCAAUUUGUACUUUGUACAAUUUACAGACAUUAAUUCUAAGAUAUCGUGGCAUUACUAGGUUGCCAGAUUCAAUUGGCAAUUUGAAACAUCUAAGGUAUUUGGACUUAAGUUGGUCUCCGAUUAAUAAGAUACCAGAUUCAAUUGGCAAUUUGGAACAUUUAAGCCAUUUGGACUUGAGUAGUACUCGGAUUGAAAAUAUACCCGACACGGUAUGUAAUUUGCAUGAGUUGCAUACAAUGAACUUGUACAGCUGUACAAAUCUUAAACGUUUGCCAAAUAGCAUCACAACUCUAAUCAACUUGCGCCAUCUCGGUAUGUCCGACACAGAAUGGACAGCAUUGGAAGAGAUGCCACCCCAAAUGUGCAAGUUGAAAAAUCUGCAAACAUUAGAAGCGUUUGUCGUAGGAAAAGAUAGCGGAUCCAAUAUUAAAGAGCUGGGUGAGCUUCAACAUCUGCAGGGACCUGAUCUUCUUAUCAAAGGACUUGAGAAUAUAAUAAAUGAGGAAGAUGCUUCGGGGGCCAAAUUGGAGGAUAAGAAGCGUAUUAUUCGACUGCGUUUGGGGUGGGAGGGUGAUAGUGACGAUUCGCAGCUAGCACGAGAGGUUUUGGACAGACUCCAACCGCAUACAAAUCUGGAGGAAUUAUUUAUUCGUGGGUAUGGAGGUACAAGCUUCCCGCCUUGGGUUGGUCAUCAUUCAUUUUUUUGUAUAAAAUACUUAGGGCUGUUUGAUUGUAGAAACUGUUGUUGGUUGCCUGCACUGGGACAGCUACCUUCCUUGGAAUCCCUCAAGAUUGCUGGAUUUGAUAUGUUGGAGAAGAUAGGCAAUGAAUUUUACAGUGAUAGUGAUGGUUCUUCUUCUUCUUCUUCUUCUUCUUCUUCUGCGAUCACUAAACCAUUCAAGUCGUUAAAGCGCUUGCACUUUUCAGGUAUGGCAGAGUGGAGGGAGUGGUCAGUGGUGGAAGUUGAAGGUAACAGAGACGAAGGUCGUGGAGUUUUCUCAAACCUUAAGGAGCUUCGGUUGGCAGACUGUCCGAAGUUAAAAAGGGAGUGCUUACCGGAUUAUUUUUCUUCUUUGGAAACUCUUACGAUAUGGGGAAGUCACCACCUGGCGGCCUCACUCUCACGGCAUCGAUACCCAUCGCUGCGUGUAUUGAGAAUAUUGUUUUGUAAAAAAAUGAAGACAUUCCCGGAAGGGAGGUUGCCCUCCGAUAUACAAUCAAUUGAUAUUUCGGGAUGCGAUGAACUGGCGUCACUUUCGGACGAGGGAUGGCCUUCCAAUUUAAAAUCACUUAAAAUUAGCAAUUGUUCGAAGCUCUUUGUACGGAGCAACAUCACGCAGUGCAAUCUGGGACUGCUCGCCUCUCUUACAUCCUUACAUAUCGGUCAUAUAAAUGAAGUGGAUACAUUUCCGGAGAAGGAAGGCCAGCUUCCCACCUCUCUCACUUCUCUUGAUCUAUCUGUUAUUCCAAACCUUAAAUCCCUACAUGGAAAGGCCUUCCAACAGCUCACCUCCCUUCGAAAGAUGUCGAUUAAUCUGUGCGAACGGCUCCAGUGCUUGCCAGAAGAAAGACUGCCCGCAUCUAUUUCUGAGUUGAGGAUCAGCGGUUGUCCAUUGCUAACGCCACGGUGCCAGAGAGAAACAGGGGAGGAUUGGCCCAAAAUCCAUCACAUCCCGAGCAUAAUCAUAGGUUCGCGUAAAAUAUGAUUACAAUCAUGUCCUAUAUAUGUCCGCCUUCUCUGUACACAUUUCAGUCGUGAUUACUUAUUUCGUGCAAUGGGCCAAAACCUGGUGCUAUUUCGCACGCACAAUGGGAUAAGGGAUUUCCUUCAAAGUUUCUACAUUCAAAACAUCCUUCUUCCUUCUAUCACCUGCAAUGCUUGCCAUAAGAAGAACUCCAUUUCCUGUAAUAUAUCCUCUGUCAUCUGCCGCUAUCAUCCUGGAUAGAAGAAAUAGAAAACGCGUUAUAAUUUUGGAAGCAAACUGUUGUCGUUCACAGUAGCUGAUUCAAAAACCUUACUCUUUUCGGUUUUGAAAUGCAGUUCUAGCUCUUCUUCACCAAUUCAGCGUUCAGUUAGCAUCCCCUGCACAACUGAUUGUAUUUCUGAUGUUUGAGUUCCCAAAGAUGGACUUUUUAAGUUUAUACAGGAAAACUCAGGAUUUUAAGGCAUAUCACAGCAGGGGUACUGCCAAUUGUAACAUAUCUGCCACUAUUUUUAAGAUCUGCUUUUCUUCAUGUUGCACCAAUCUACGUAUCUUGUAUUACACUUUUGUUGCAACAAGCAUCUUCCUUUGAAAUUAAUACAUUACUUGAUGCUUGUUAGAGCUAGUCCUCUGUAUGAUAGUCCUGUUUAAGAGUUAAAAAUGCGACUAUUGGUUUGAAAAGCAAUAUAACAAUUAGCUAAAAUCAACCAACACUACCACAGCCUUCAGGGACAAGAAAGGACAAGGUAGGAGUGUAAAACCAUAUAUGACAUCACUAACUUUUAGCCAAUAUGUUCCAUUUGUGACCUAAUCAGAAGACAAAACCACCGUCUUUGGAAAUUCACCACGAAACUGAGACUUAGACAACUUUGCAAGUUCUCCUUGGUCAGAGAUCUUUCUACAUAAUCUGGACCAUUCCAAUGGCCUCUUUAAUUGCUGGACCAAAAGAAGUUACUUCCUCCUUACUCAAGUUUUAGCUAGUAUAAAAAGAAGGUUUAAAUCAGUGAGUUAGCAUAACAGCUAGGGCAGAAUCCGCCACAGCAAACCAUUUAGGAUGCAUCUUAACUACUUGAGGUGGACAAAGAAUGGAGGUUGUAUGCUCGUUACUACUUUUUCGCGAAAUAUAAUAGAAAGACGUUUGUGAACAGAGUUUCAGAAUUUGAGUAUCCAAUUUCAAUUCAUUGUCUCUUUUAUUUUAAUUUUCCGUACGGUUUUAUUUCUUGGGAUAAAUACCUAUUAUAAUCUUGCAUUUGUGUUACAUUAUACCUUCUUUUAAAGAUUCUUCUUGUUAUCUAGGCAUUUUCUAUAUUUCACAGACCAGGUUUUCAUUCAUAAGCCUUUUAGAAUCUAGCUUUGCACUUGUCUUCCCUGAUCAUCUUCCAAUUUUUGAAAAAUCUUGAGAUCGCAGGAUGUCAACAGUUGGUGGCCUCAUUUACAAGAUGUCAAUAUGCGGGCGCUGCAUUUUCAUCUCCUUGGAAUUCUAAGACAACAGGUUUCCCAAAAUGUUUCGUCCAGUGGAGAAUUUGGGUUUUCCUGUAAUUUGGAUUCACUUGAAAUUACCAGCUGCAAAAUCGAUCUUCGCAAACUGCUUUCACUGGGGUCUCCAAACUAUCAGUUUUGCUCAUAUACUAUGUAAAUGUAAAUGUAAAGAUGUUUUGGAUUCGCUCUCAGAGGAGGGUCUGCUUCGAGCUUAUGUGGUUGAACUCUUCCUGUACCAUUUUCCAAACCUUAAUCCUUUGGCAGAAAGGAUCUUCAACAUCUUAAGAGUUGUCCAUUUCUUACUGUGGCGAGUUACAGUGCUUGCCCGAAGGAGGGCUGCCCCCUUGUAUUUCUUAUUUGAAAAUCUAUGGAUGUCCUUGCUAAACCAAUGGUGGCAAUGCAGUGAGAAAAGGGGUAGUAUUUGCCCAAGUUUUUUCCCCUAUGUUAGGACAAAUGAUGAACUGAUAUGAAGUGCAUUGAGCAGGUUUGUCCAUCCCUAGUUGCCAGACAAUCAAAUUUUGAGUUUGUAAUUUCUGUUUCCAAAAGUGACUGGAUCACAUUUCUGAUCAAAAUAUCAUUGACUAGGAAUUUAUUUAUUUAAUUUUUUUACUGCAAGUAUUACUUAUACACGUUAUUGUUUCACCUGCCUCUCAGGAAAUGCUUUUAUUUAUUUAUUUUUUUAAUUUA
Ziziphus jujuba (common jujube) is the source of this 6120-nucleotide messenger RNA. Its product is annotated as putative disease resistance RPP13-like protein 1. Gene Ontology annotation, molecular function: protein binding; ADP binding. The transcript has 6 exons. The record is from RefSeq and is a predicted model, not a curated record. NCBI's taxonomy places the organism in Eukaryota, Viridiplantae, Streptophyta, Magnoliopsida, Rosales, Rhamnaceae. The coding region runs from base 394 to 3957 and encodes 1187 amino acids. Gene Ontology annotation, biological process: defense response to other organism.